AUGGAGAACCAUGAUGUUAAGCUGCUGCUUUUGCAUUACGCUCUUUUGGCACUGCACUAUCUUAAAUUGGCGCUACAGCACGCCGUGCGUCUCGUUCAGACAUGGAUAGUCUUCAUUCAGCACUAUUCGGACGUUGUGGCCAAGUCUCCGGUAUUAUUAAAGCUCAAAGUAUGGAUGGAACGAGCCGCCAAGCGCCCAUGGUUUCUAAGAUUUCGCAACGCUGUGUAUCGUUGCGCCGCCUUCGUCGUCGGAUCGACUUACAUUGACGAACAUGUAGCUUUUACAGCUCGGGAACUCGUGAAGAAUGAUGCCUACCGUGACCGACUGCUCGUUCGGGAGAUCGAAGACCUGGUCGAUUUGUGUGACGCUUUGCGCCUCACGUUACCGCAGCGCAAGGCGUACUUCCAGUGUUUUCUUCAUGUCGACUUUAUGCGUCGCUCGAGCGUCUCUCGUGCGGAGUUGCUGCGCUAUUGCGAUCUUCGACCUACUCCACUCACAACUUUUUUACUACCAAAUGCGAAGGAAGCUACUCACCGAGAAACUGCACGGAAUCGUUGGGAUAUUAUGCAGCUAAUGGCGAUGUGCUUCUCUGUAUGUACAGCAGACUGUGCUGAGCUUGUUCGCCGUGCAGUGAGCGAAGCUAUUUAUCCGCAGAAAGCUGAAGCCGAUGAAAGUGGCCGCGAGGAAUUAAUGCAAGAAGAUACGGGAACGGUGAGAGAUCAAGUGGUUGAUGAUAAACUUCCCAGCACUCCAAGUAUCUGCCAUCAGAUUGAUAAAUGCCUCGAAUUUUUUAUCGGUGUCCCUGAUCCCGUGGAGCGCAAUCUGCUGGCGUUGCUAAAGGCACUAUACGAUAACGAGUGUGAACAGCAACAUGGCUUGGAAUCUCCGCGCAUCAGCUUCCAAGAUAUUCACACAGUGACUACUAUAUUUGACGUCUUGCGAUUAUUCCCAGUACUCAUCUUUCCAUGUAUUUGGACACAGCGUGUGCUCCAAACGCGCAUUCUUGGUGCCAAAACGUGGGAAAACCUGCAACAACGUCGUAUGCAGAUCCAACCGCAUCUCCCUACAGGGAUCAUUACUCUGUCUGUUGCUGAUAUCGUAGCGGCCUCGCAAGUGCAGCUACAGCAAAAACUCAAUCGUGACUAUCAGAUUUUGACACCAACUAGUGAACAACCGGAUACAGACAGUGCCCAGCUUGGUGGAGGUAGCAGUUGCAGGAGUGAUGACUAUACGGGCUCCAAGAAGUCCACCCCACGCAAGGUCGUCCCAAGCACUCGUAGUGAGCCGGCAAAACUCGUCACCGAAGCACCGUACAAAUUUGACGAGCCCCGAAAUUUCAGCAUAGUAGUUGACCAGUGUUCUUCUGUGAAAGAAGCAUGGCGUGUCUCCGCAAACCACGCACUGGCAUCCGUUUAUGUUCUAGGUCUUCUUGAAGAUUCGACAACGACACUCGAGGUGGUUCAAGCAGAAUUUGAGCAAGUCACCAAAACGAUUUUCACAGGAGAGCUCAGUACCGAGAAAUCUGAGCGGAUUCGCCAGCGGCUUGUCAAAGUUUAUGGUUAUCGCUUUGCGCACUCACUGCUAGCAAAAAGCAAUUUGAAAGAGCUAUCUCACGCGUCCAAGACACCACCUGAUGAACGUCGUGCAAAGCAGCGCUACGAUAAGGCAUGGGGUGGCAGUGGCCUUGUUGAGGACAAAGUGAUCUACUGGAAGGAGUAUGAAGAUCCACUAGCCAAGAGAGUAUUCUACUACAACGCUCGAACGGGUGAAUCACGAUGGGAGAAGCCUGCCAAUUUUGUAUCCAAGAAAAAGGUGCGAAGGCGAAAGAAAGUAGGAAACAACGAAGUUCUACAACCAAAGCCAUCACUACUUUAGUAAGAGAAAUCAAGCACC
Phytophthora nicotianae INRA-310 is the source of this 1893-nucleotide messenger RNA. RefSeq lists its product as hypothetical. Bases 1 to 1875 code for a protein of 624 amino acids. Gene Ontology annotation, molecular function: protein binding. The transcript is spliced from 5 exons. The record is from RefSeq and is a predicted model, not a curated record. NCBI's taxonomy places the organism in Eukaryota, Oomycota, Peronosporomycetes, Peronosporales, Peronosporaceae.